Messenger RNA from Cylicocyclus nassatus, 348 nucleotides. The record is from the annotation of a GenBank genome assembly. NCBI's taxonomy places the organism in Eukaryota, Metazoa, Nematoda, Chromadorea, Rhabditida, Strongylidae.
CCUAUAUUUUCAGCAAAAUGCAUAGCCAAAUUGUUCUGUGCCUUAUUGUCUGCCUCAUCAGCCUUGUUGCUAGCCAAGGUUACCUGACCACAUGCGCUCGUAUGGAUGUUCCCUAUUUAGAGAAAGCGGCGCAUGCUCUAUGUAUAGCAUCGUGCAGUGCUCAGAAUUGUGCCACUGGACAUUGUGAGAUGAGGGAUGGACGAAAAACUUGUGUCUGCUCACGUUGUGCCAAUGGUGGAGGAACCUUCCCACUCGAAGCACUUAUAGGGCUCAUGAGUCGUUGAUCAUUCCUUUUAUGUAAACAUUGUUGGUUGUUAUGGGCUAAUGUCAAUAAACUAAUCUUAAGCG